Striga hermonthica is the source of this 678-nucleotide messenger RNA. Lineage: Eukaryota; Viridiplantae; Streptophyta; Magnoliopsida; Lamiales; Orobanchaceae. The record is from the annotation of a GenBank genome assembly.
AUGACUCGUGGGAAAAUCCAGAUAAAGAGAAUAGAGAACCAAACGAACAGGCAGGUGACCUAUUCAAAGAGGAGAAAUGGGCUUUUCAAGAAAGCCCAUGAACUCACUGUUCUGUGUGAUGCCAAAGUCUCCAUUGUCAUGAUCUCCAACACACAGAAGCUUCACGAGUACAUCAGCCCAACAACCACGACGAAGCAAGUAUUUGAUCAGUAUCAGAAGGCUAUGGGGGUUGAUAUCUGGAGCAGACAACAGGAGAAAAUGCAAGCACACUUGCAGAAACUGAAGGAGGUUAACAGGAACCUUAGGAAGGAGAUUAGGCAAAGGAUGGGAGAGUGCUUGAACGAUCUGGGCUACGAACAAAUGGUUAAUCUUAUUGAAGAUAUAGACACCUCUUUGGGCCUCAUCCGAGAAAAAAAGUAUAAGACUAUCAGCAAUCGGAUUGAAACCAGCAAGAAGAAGGUGAGGAAUGUUGAAGAGAUACACAGAAAUCUUGUGCUUGAAUGUGAUGCAAUACAAGAGGACCCACACUACGGAUUAGUUGAAAACGAAGCCGAUUACAAUUCAGUCCUUGGAUUUUCUAAUGAAGGACCUCGUAUAUUUUCUCUGGGACUCCCUCUUAAUGCAAUGCAGAGUGGCGGAAGCUCCUCAGACCUCACCACAUUCGCCUUGCUCGGAUAG